AUGUUGAGCCAUCAUCUAGUGCAAAAUUUGAAGAACAAAAUAUGCCCACUAUUCUACUUAAGCAGAAAGUCAGUAUUUGUGACACCCCCAGCAUUUCGCCGAAGUUUUACUACAUCGGAUGUAUUGUACAGAAAAGCAGUCGUAAAACGGGAAGAUUACUUCUUGAAAAAGGAUAAUAUACCUCCCGGUUUUAACAUUAUCUACCGAGCCCCCAUGGAAUACUAUCUAACCGCAUGCAACAUUGUAACAUCGUUCAGUUUUGCGGCGCUUGGCAGUUUCUGCGUGUACACGUAUUGGAAUGACUUUCGUCACAUUGUCGUUCCGUUCGAGAUCGAGCACGCCACACUAACGGCCAACGAAACGGACUUGCUGUAUUUUCUGGGAUUUUUCCUGCUCAUCAACGUGGUCAUCCGUGUCGUCAUAAAUCGUUAUCCAUUGAGGAUCUACCGCAACGAUAAAAAAUAUCUCGCCGUGUUCGAGGGACAGAUACCGCUGAUUACAAAGAAGUUCAACUUCCAGCGCGGAGACGUUGCACCGGUUCCGCUUGGUGGCAUCUUACCGUGGCAGGAAUCGAGGUACAAAAUAAAUGACAAAAAUGUCCUCUUGCUGGAGGAUUAUUUUCGCGCACCGUCCGAAUUGGUCGCCAUGAUGAGCCCGCAAAAGGCUGACGAAGAGCAUUAG
Molecule: messenger RNA, 681 nt
Organism: Anopheles nili
Lineage: Eukaryota; Metazoa; Arthropoda; Insecta; Diptera; Culicidae
Exons: 4
Coding region: 1-681 (226 amino acids)
Source: RefSeq, a predicted model, not a curated record